Eublepharis macularius is the source of this 1809-nucleotide messenger RNA. It is a transcript of the gene PHGDH, whose product is annotated as phosphoglycerate dehydrogenase. The record is from RefSeq and is a predicted model, not a curated record. The transcript has 13 exons. Gene Ontology annotation, molecular function: phosphoglycerate dehydrogenase activity; NAD binding. Gene Ontology annotation, biological process: L-serine biosynthetic process. Bases 1 to 1710 code for a protein of 569 amino acids. NCBI's taxonomy places the organism in Eukaryota, Metazoa, Chordata, Lepidosauria, Squamata, Eublepharidae.
AUGGUUGACUAUGAACUGUUGACCCACCGCCUCACCGAGGGGAGGGCGCGGCGAGGCAGCCCCUUGGUCGGGCGCCGGAGCCGCGCCUGCCUCUCGCUCGCUGCCCUUCGCGCCUCUCCUCUCUUCUGCCGGGCGACGAUGGCGCCGGUGCGCAAAGUGCUGAUCAGCGACAGCCUCGACCCGGCUUGCGCGCAGAUCCUGCAGGCGGCCGGCAUCCGCGUCGUGGAGAAAGCCGGCCUCGGCAAGGAGCAGCUGCUGGCCGAGAUCCGAGACUGCGAUGGGCUUAUUGUUCGCUCGGCAACAAAAGUGACUGCUGACAUCAUCAAUGCUGCCGAGCAGCUGCAGGUCAUUGGGAGGGCUGGCACCGGAGUCGAUAAUGUGGACGUGGACGCUGCGACGAGGAAGGGGGUCCUGGUUAUGAACACACCGACUGGAAACAGCCUCAGUGCGGCCGAGCUGACGUGCGGUAUGAUCCUGAGCCUAGCCAGGCAGAUCCCACAAGCUGCGGCUUCGAUGAAGGAGGGGAAAUGGGACCGCAAGAAGUUCAUGGGGAUGGAGCUUCAAGGGAAGACGCUGGGCAUCCUGGGCCUGGGCAGAAUCGGACGAGAAGUGGCCAUCCGGAUGCAGUCCUUUGGCAUGAAGACCAUAGGUUAUGACCCCAUCAUCACUCCUGAGGAAUCGGCUGCAUUUGGUGUUCCUCAGCUGCCUUUGGAACAGAUCUGGCCGCUGUGUGAUUUCAUUACGGUUCACACACCACUCCUGCCUUCCACCACAGGGCUGCUGAAUGACACAACAUUUGCUCAGUGCCGGCGUGGGGUCCAGGUGAUCAACUGUGCCAGAGGGGGCAUUGUGGAUGAGGGAGCCCUGCUGCGGGCUGUGCAGUCCGGCCAGUGUGGGGGAGCAGGCCUAGAUGUUUUCACGGAGGAGCCACCCAAAGACAAGGCCUUGGUGAACCACCCCAACGUGAUCAGCUGUCCCCACUUGGGAGCCAGCACCAGGGAAGCUCAGAACCGCUGCGGCAGGGAAAUCGCCAUGCAGAUUGUGGACUUGGCCCAGGGCAAGGCACUGACUGGCGCUGUGAACGGGCAAGCUCUCAGCAGCGCAUAUGCACCCCAUUCGAAGCCAUGGAUCGCACUGGCUAAAGCUCUGGGUGCUGUGCUGCGCGCACUGACCCAGCAAGCGAAUGGAAGCGUGCAGGUCGUCACGCAUGGACCAACAUUGCAGAAGGCUGGCAGUUACCUGAUUCCUGCAGUGGCAAUGGGGUACCUUAAAGAACAGAAGGAUGUCAACCUUGUGAAUGGGAUGCUCCUGGCACAGGAGGCUGGACUGAAGAUCACCACCACCCACAGCGACAGAACACAGGGUAACGAAGAGGGUUUGCUGCAAGUAUCUGCCCAGGGUUCCCCCUGCAGUUUAAUCGGCUCUGUGCAAGGCAGCAUGCUCGUCCUGCACGAACUCAACAGAGCAGCCUUUAAACAGCUCGUUCCCCUCACCGGCACGUUGCUGUUCUGCAGAUCUAAAGCCUCCAACGCCAGCCUGUUGUCAACCAUCACUGGUCUGUUGGGGAAGGCCAGAGUGGAGCUGUUGUCCUACCACCGUUCCUGCACUGUGGCUGGAGAAGAGUGGAGCAUCCUGGGACUGUCUUCCGCUCUCCAGAGCCUGCAGGAGCUGAAGCAGCACGUCUCAGAAGUUGCUCAAGUUACUUUUUAAGCCCCGGGCGGAGACCCUGACAAAGCAAAGUCCAUUGCAAAUACAAGCCCAGCAUCCAUACCAUAAGCAUUCCGUGUCUCAAUAAAGAGAUUGCCAGGA